Molecule: messenger RNA, 780 nt
Organism: Colletotrichum gloeosporioides
Lineage: Eukaryota; Fungi; Ascomycota; Sordariomycetes; Glomerellales; Glomerellaceae
Exons: 2
Coding region: 1-780 (259 amino acids)
Biological process (GO): carbohydrate metabolic process
Molecular function (GO): hydrolase activity, hydrolyzing O-glycosyl compounds
Source: RefSeq, a predicted model, not a curated record
AUGGUUGCCUUAUCGAUUGUGCUUGCCUUUUUUGUCUCAGGCUUGGUGACCGCGCAACGCUCUUCGCGAGGCGUAUACACCAAAGGGAUGUGGAUGGUCGACAACAAAUAUGGUUUCCAGAAGAAUUCAUAUUAUGAUUUCAGCAAGGCUACUUCGCUUCCCGCGGGCCUAAAAGCCAGCAACUACCCGGUCGACACGUACGUCUUUUCACCCGCGAACGUGAUUGUUGGCGGGGGAUACCUACAACUUUGGGUAAAGAACAAGUCAUUCAGGUCGGCUGAGGUUACGACUACGUCAAAAAUCAAGUAUGCAUCUGUUCGGACAGUUGCUAUCCUAUCCGAACCGGCCGGAGUCUGCAACGGAAUGUUCUUCUAUCAGUCAGAUACCCAAGAAACGGACAUUGAGUUCUUGUCGAAUGGACAAUCCAACAGCAACACUGAUGCAGCUAGAACUGCCAACAACAAAUCUGGAACGCGAUAUCUUUGGCUUUCAAAUCAAGCCAUAGAUGGCAGUGGCCUGAAGACAACAAACCCUGUGGCUUUGCCAGCCAACCCGACGACCACCGAACACGAGUACCGCUUGGACUGGGUGCCUGGUAAAACCAUGUUCUACAUUGACGGCAAACUGGUCUGGACUUCGACGAAGAACGUUCCUUCGGUGGCCGGCACCUGGGUAUUUAACAACUGGGCCGACGGCGAUAAGUACUGGAGUGCGGGGCCGCCGUCCCAAGACGCGGUCUUCAGGAUCAAGGAGAUUGACAUGUACUGGAAUGCUGGCUGA